UACAAUUUUGAGAUUGUGUUUCUUUUGGAAGGAAUCGUGGUCUUGAUGUCUUCUAUAAAAUGUUCUCUUCCAGGUGGCUCACCAUAUCCACGGAUGGAUGGCAGAAAAAUUGUACACUGGCUACAGCAAGGACACAGAAUGUCGAAGCCACAACACGUGGAUAAAAAAUUAUAUGGAAUAAUGACGAACUGUUGGCAAGAAAACCCGGAUAAAAGACCAACAUUUACUGAACUGAGGAAUGAACUCAAAGAAAUGGAAAACCAACACAAGAGGUUGAUUAACAUGGAAAUGUAUGACAAGAAGUUGUACGCAAACGUUGAAGAUUUGGUCGUGUAGGAAAACGGACGGUCCUUUUCAUAAUGAGAGUGUAGGAGACAGUACUGACUAACUGUGUAGACAUUGUAACAGCUACUCCCAUAACUAAUUAGAAUUAGUAUUGUGAUGAUAUAUUUUGGCUCUGGAUUUUGAAUUUAGAAGAUAUGCAUUUAGUUUGAAACCGUUUUUUGACACUAACCCAAAAUUUCCUCAGUCGGAAAAACACUGAACUUGGUUGGAAUUAUUUCACUAAGCUCGCGAAAAACAAAAGAUUUGUUUGGUCUUGCUUUUAUACAAGAAAAAGAAUCCUGAUAGGGUAGUCUCGAAGAACUGUUUGUUGUAGUUAAUAAGAUUCUUACAAAACAAUUUAAAAAGUAUCCCGAUCCCUUGUAAAGCAUGUGAUUCCUUGUAACUAGUUCACCUAUGGCAUAAUUUUUUUUAAACUUCUAUUCAGUAAAACAUGUACUGGUUAUGCAACACUUUCGAGUGGUGUACCAUGAAAUAUCCCGCGAGUCAAUUUCUCUGUUUACACACAAGCCUUAAGACAAGUGUGCAUACUAAGAAAAUACACGUUGUAAGUGGAAUAUUCCACGGUAUCCCACGAGAAAGUAUUGCAUAACUACUUUAUAUCAUACCAUACAAAGUACAGUGGCCAACACAACGCAGCGCGCAAUGGGAAGGUCAAGUGUAACAUCUUUGAGUAUUCAACAGCUUUCCUGUUUUCUGCUGAUUGGCUGAAUUUCCUAUG
Messenger RNA from Orbicella faveolata, 1063 nucleotides. RefSeq names its product tyrosine-protein kinase receptor Tie-1-like. The record is from RefSeq and is a predicted model, not a curated record. NCBI's taxonomy places the organism in Eukaryota, Metazoa, Cnidaria, Anthozoa, Scleractinia, Merulinidae.